Molecule: messenger RNA, 2625 nt
Organism: Colletotrichum spaethianum
Lineage: Eukaryota; Fungi; Ascomycota; Sordariomycetes; Glomerellales; Glomerellaceae
Product: cell cycle checkpoint protein RAD17
Exons: 1
Coding region: 1-2625 (874 amino acids)
Biological process (GO): DNA damage checkpoint signaling; mitotic DNA replication checkpoint signaling; DNA repair
Molecular function (GO): chromatin binding
Source: RefSeq, a predicted model, not a curated record
AUGGCCCCGCCCGCCAAACGAAGAAGGCGCAACGUCGUCGAGUCCGACGAUGAAGACGAUGAACAGCCAAAGACGAAUACCCUCACGAACUUCCUCCUUUCGUCGCCCUCGAAAUCGGACAGCCGGGGCGCUACAGUAUCCCCGAGUCCGACGAAAUCGAAGCCCAAUGCCGCCUACAAUAGUCGAGCUGUUGCGACCCCCGCCGUCCUCCAGUCACGAAACGGGCAAUUGAGUAAAGGCACAAAGAGCCCGAGCACGAGCCCCGAAAAGUUUAAGGGGAAACCACAGAAGCGUGUCAAAGUGGAAGACAAGGGCCGGAAUGGCAACCUCAUGACACUGUUUUCCAAGCAGGCGUCAAAGACCAGCGCAAAGCCAGCCGCCUCUUCGAGGACAGUGCCUCUCGACGACAUCGUGAGCGACCCGAUCUCUGAGGAGGACGAUGUUACGGAACAGAAAGCUAGCACGUCGAGCAUCGUCGGUCAAAAUGCACGGAAAAGGUUUCGAGACAGCACGCCAGUCUCUUCGUCGACAACUGUUGGCUCGAGCCAAAAGUUCCUCAAACCUCCCCGUCCGGCGAGGCCGGCAGCUCUCGACGACGAUUUGCGACCCUGGUCGGAACGUUUUGGUCCACUCAACUUGGACGAGCUGGCCGUACACAAGAGGAAGGUCGCUGAUGUGAGGAAGUGGCUGGAGGAUGUCGUCGCCGGGCGGUUACGCCAACGUCUGCUUCUCCUCAAAGGUGCCGCGGGUUCGGGAAAAACAACUGCCAUGAGACUGUUGGCGAAGGACAUGGGCUAUGAGCUUCUGGAGUGGAGGAACCCAACGAACACUCUCGGCGCACAUCUCGGGUAUACAUCUGCUUCCGCUCAGUUUCAAGAAUUCAUGAGCAGAGGCGGAAAGUUUGGGCAGCUCGACACAGAUAUGCCAACCGAUGCACUACGUCCAGCCAACGAAAAGUCCGACUCUGCAGGGAAGAUCAUUCUUAUAGAAGAGUUCCCCAAUACCUUUUCAAGGUCAUCGACUGCCCUGACAUCAUUUCGGAAUACACUUAUAGAAUAUUUGGCGGCGAACACACCCUCACUGACGACCUUUGGGCGACGGUCAACCAGCGAACCCAUUACCCCUGUUGUGCUGAUCAUCUCGGAAACACUGUUGACCACGACAUCGGCCUCAGCAGACAGCUUCACAGCUCAUCGACUGCUGGGCCCCGAGAUUUUGCGGCACCCCGGAACACGCGUUAUAGAGUUCAACACCAUUGCGCCCACUCUGCUAGCGAAGGCCCUAGAAUUAGUCGUGCUGAAAGAGGCACGCAAGUCUGGGAGGAAGCGCACUCCGGGCCCUCAGGUACUGAAGCGCCUAGGCGAAAUUGGGGACAUCCGCAGCGCGAUAUCAUCUUUGGAGUUCAUGUGCUUGAAAGGCGAUCAAGAUGCGGAUUGGGGAGCCAAGGUCGCUUUGUCGAAGCAAUCAAAGGGCGCCAAGGCGGGCAUUUCUCUCACCAAGGGGGAAGAAGAGACUUUGGAGCUGAUAUCCCAACGAGAAGCCAGUCUUGGCAUCUUCCAUGCUGUCGGGAAAGUAGUUUACAACAAGAGGGAGGAGACACCCUCAACAGCAAACUCGGCAGAGCAUUUGCCCAGCUAUAUCGCCCAUCAUUCGCGGCCGAAGCCAUCGGAGGUCUCUGUCGACACGUUGAUGGACGAAACCGGCACGGAUACGCAGACCUUCAUCUCUGCUCUUCACGAGAACUACAUGUUCUCUUGCGAGACCGUGCCACCUUUUGACGCCUCGACGCCGCUGGAUUACGUGAACGGAUGUAUAGAAUACCUCUCGGAGAGCGACUUGCUUCUUCCAUCCUGGGACAGCUUCUUUGGUGGCAGAGGCUCAUCUGCUAGCUUCGGCAAGGACUCGGGCAGCCACGUGCUUCGACAGGACGAGAUUGCCUUCCAGGUUGCCGUCCGCGGGAUGCUGUUCUCUCUGCCGUCCCCGGUCAAACGCAAAGCAUCGACUGGUGCAAAGGGCGCAGACGCAUUCAAGAUGUUCUAUCCGACCAGCAUCAAGUUGUGGCGGACAAAGGAAGAGUUUGAAGCUCUUGUGGACGUCUGGUCUACGAAGCUCAUGAAAGGAGAGGAGACGGCGCCGCGCAAAAGUCUCACCGAGGGAGCCAGCGCGUUCCGUCGGCCCAAGCAAACGGACGUGGGCAACUGGAUGGCUAACCACCAAUCCAAGCCCAAGCCGGCCAACGAAAACGCAAAGACUGAUGCCAAUGCCGCGCCGCUGCUUUCUUUGGGGAGCGCAGCCCGGAGGGAGAUGCUGCUUGAACGUCUACCGUACAUGGCCUCCAUCGUCCGCGGACGCCGGUCAACAUUGCACUCUUUCAAGCUCAAGGACCUCGAAAAGGUUGUUUCAUUCCAAGGCAUCGGCCCACAGACGGGUGACGAUGAUGACCAAGCUGAAGAUGCGCCGGAGGAUGGAGUCAUGACGGGCGAUGCGUGGGCUACAGACAAGCCGUCAGAAGAGGCCUCGCCGCGGAAGAAGAGCUCGGCCAUUCGACAUGCAGGAGAUGGGUCGGUGGCUGGUCUGCGUGUGCAGAGCCUGGUGAUCAGCGAUGACGAUAUCGAGGACGAUUAG